Messenger RNA from Lampris incognitus (smalleye Pacific opah), 3691 nucleotides. RefSeq lists its product as uncharacterized. Lineage: Eukaryota; Metazoa; Chordata; Actinopteri; Lampriformes; Lampridae. Gene Ontology annotation, molecular function: D-aminoacyl-tRNA deacylase activity. The record is from RefSeq and is a predicted model, not a curated record. Gene Ontology annotation, cellular component: cytoplasm. Bases 13 to 3123 code for a protein of 1036 amino acids. The transcript is spliced from 19 exons.
GAAAUCAUAAAGAUGCCCGGCCUGCGGUGGUUUGCUUUUAUUGAUAAAGUGGAGCAUUACGUCCGGACGAGGAGCUACCCACCUCAGACAGCAAAGGUGGCAAAGCAUGUGAUCAGAACUGCCAGCAAACACUAUGUCUAUAAAGAUAAAUGUCUGUGGCGUUCAUUCAAAGGCCGGCUCCUCCAGGUCAUCAGGAGCAAUGACGAAAUUCGGGAGAUCCUGAUCCGAUACCAUGACAACAACGACCACGCAGGCCAGGCGAAGAUGAUGAAACUCAUACUGUCACUCUACUACUGGAGCCCUGUGACAGAGUCUGUCAAGAACUGGGUUAAGAAUUGUCCUGUGUGCCGAAACAAGACACCAGAGCCCCGAAUUAAGCAGUGCCUGGCAUAUGGUUGUGACAGCAGCAAUUUGGUUCACCAGAGCGUCACAUUUUACAGGUUCCCCAAAGACCCAGAGAGGAGGAAAAUGUGGCUGAACUUGGCUCACCGAGAUGAGGGCUCCCUCAGACCCAACUCCCUGCUGUGUUCCAGACACUUUGAGCAGGCCUGCUAUGAGGUGGACCAGGAGGGUCAGAUGAAUCUCAGAACAGAUGCUGUCCCCACCAUUAUUGUUUCUACCUUACAGCAGGAGGAGGUGCUCAUGCCUACAGAAGAGGACUCCCUUCAGACCAUUCCUCUGGAAGAUGUCAUCGCUGCCUCCGCUGCCACAGAGACGACAGAACCCUCAGGCCCGCGUGUAGAACCUUUGGAAUCCCCCAUGCAACUCUUAGAACACCAGUACAGCCUGUUCUCCACAGACACCAACAGUAGAACGCUCCCGAAAGUGAAGAAGAGCGUGAUCAGUAUGCACGGCUCUGAGCCGUGUUUUGUGAUAUACGACCAAAUAACCAGGUACCUGAGUCAUAGGAUCUUACCCCUGCACUCCAAGAAGAGAAAAGGCAUUCUGAAAAGGAUGGCCAAACGCUUCGGGCUGAUAGAUGGAGAGCUGAUGUACACGCGGGUUUCCCCUCCUGUGAAAGUGCCGCGCAGCAGAGAAGAGGUAAAUGCUAUCUUGCAACAGUUUCAUGACGACCAGGGUCACUACGGCCAGGGUACAUGUCAGCAGGCAAUUUUGAAGCAGUUCUACUGGGGCACCAUGACCAAAGACCUGGCCCGCUGGAUCAACAACUGCAAUGUCUGCCUCAACAGAACAAAGAGGAGGUGGCUCCGAUGCAGUGUCUACAACUGCACCAACUGCUGUGGGCCCGUGGAGCGAGGCCUGGGGAUGACGUUUCAUAAGUUUCCUCUCCAUAACCCAAGCCAGUUGGCUCAAUGGCUCAAGAAUUUGGGCCGGCCCAACUGGCACCCCAGGCUCUGGUCAUCAGUGUGCUCAGCCCAUUUCACGGAAGACUGCUUUGACCGUACUGGAGAGAGGGUCACACUCCGACCUGAGGCUGUACCCUCCGUCUUUAUCUACAGUGAUCCUGUGACCCAGUCUAGAACCCCGAACCAGCCCACUGUGGUGGAGGAGGUUACCACCCAAGACCAGAUCUUCUUUGCCAAGUAUGAUGCGGUCGAGCGCUACCUAAGUAGUGGAGUCUACCCAGCAGGGUUCAGCUAUGUCGAGAAGAACACCUUCAGAAGAUUCUGCAAGAACUUUACCAUCAAAGACCAACAGCUGCACAUGGUGAGGGGGGGCCGCGCGCUGCUGGUGUUGAGGAACAGAGAGGCAGUGGAGGCGGCCCUGGUGGAGUACCACAAUGAACUGAACCAUCUGGAUGUCAAGAAAUGUUUAAGGCUGCUGAACGAGAGGUUCUUCUGGAAAACAAUGAGACCUGAUGUUGUGCGCUGGAUCGACAACUGCUCACAGUGUUCCAAAACCAAAAAGACGAAGCUGGAGCCAGAAGGUACAGAACUACCAGAGUUACUGGAAGGGGAGAUGACACCUCCAGAAAUCCAUGAAGACCCUAACAGUGGCAAUGAUGAAAACGUUGGUGAGGAAGAGGAGCAGCCAGCCUCCCAUCCCCAUGCAGAAACGCACACUCAGCCUGGGAACAACACCGGCGCCUGGCCCUUGAAUGGAGUCCAGUUUAAAACAAUACUCGAGCCACAGGAUAAGCAACAACCUCAAGUCCAGAGUGAGGCGGGUGCUUCUGAAAUCCAGCCUCAGAGCCUGAGUAGCACUGGUGCCCAGAGCCUUACCCAAUGCCAGGAGAUGCACCUCCCUCUGUCCCAACCAUCGCAACCCCUGACCCAGACACAGCCGCUGUCACAAGUCCAGAAGGAGACAAGUGGGUCUCAAAUUGUUACACAGAAUGCUGCCUGCACCCCCCAGCUCCAGCUUCGCCCUCAAACCAGAUCCCGGAAAGCGCCACAGACCAAUCCUCAAAACCCAACCAACACCAAACCACAGACCUCAGUGAAGAGGAAGUUAGACCCAAAGACAGACUCUUCAGCUAAGAGAAGCUCCAGUGGUCCAUAUGAGCCUGUGGCAGUCCUGAGCAACAAACCGUGGCCCUUGUUCACCAUUUCAGGCUUCAUCCAGACAGAGACAGUUGAACUGACCACUGAGGCAGACAGCUCCCCACAGCCAGCUCCCCCUGUGACCACUGUGACCAAACCCCGUCCUCUAACCUCUCCAAGGCCCAGAAAGCUCCAGGCUCGCACGGUGGUCCAGUGGUGUUCUGAGGCCAAAGUUAAAAUCAAACCAGCCAUGGACGGAGCUGAUGCUGAGUGGGCGGAGAUCCAGGAAGGAAUGGUGGUCUAUGUGUGUUUCUUUCAAGGGGCCACCCAAGAGGUCAUCCAGGAGAUGGCCAACACCCUGCUGAACUCCCGUCUGUUCCGGAACGCCCGGAAGCAGCCAUCUUCAGUUCUAGACCUGCCCGGGAGCAUUCUGUUGAUCCCGCAGGACUCCCUGCAGGGAGAGCAGAUACCCAGGAGGAGGGUGCAGUACAAGAGUGCCUGUCAGCCCUGGUGGGGCGCCCAGCUCUAUGCUAAGCUGCUGUCUGCCUGCUGCAACAUCGUGGCCAACUCUGCCAAGUGCACCGAGGCGGGCGUCACGGUGGAGCAUGGCAUUUACGGCCAGAGGCAAGAGAUCCUCCUCAGGUCUCUGGAGCCCCUGACACACCUGUUGGAGUUUUGAAGGAACUGUGGCAAAUGGCAUUUCCUCCUUGGAGGCAAUCGUCUGGGCUGUCAACGCUCAACAGAAAUGCAUUUUUUACCUGGAAUUUCAAGACACUGAUCACGAAGAGAUCCUCAAUAUUCUAGAGAAAAAAGAAGACAUUUGAUGUUCUCUUGCUGAAAACUGUUUUAGCGAGCUCUGUGAUUCAACCAAAACUGAAAUGUAAUCUCUAUACCUCUGCCACAAACAAGCACAUAUGGGAAAUGUGAUGUUUCGGCUUAGACAGGAAGCUUCUCCAACAGCAGCUGAUUGUUGUCAAAAUUCGAGAGCAGAGGUCAAGGGUUUAAGAUCCACAGUUCUUACAUGGGUAAGAGCAGAAUUUUUUUUUUCUGUCGUUCUUUUAUAAGCGGAGUUGACCAGCCAAGAGGCCAUUCAAAAUGUUUUAAUGGACAGCCAUAUCUAUCGAUUCAAAUUUCAUGAGUAAGUCACUUUUCUGCUUGCACAGAAUUAUUAAUGUAUGUCAUCUGCAUAAUAUUAGAUCUCUGUUCUGUGUUUUUCUGUGGUUGUUAUUUCUGGGAAUUAAAAUGUA